Messenger RNA from Carassius auratus (goldfish), 4047 nucleotides. RefSeq lists its product as uncharacterized. The transcript has 2 exons. The record is from RefSeq and is a predicted model, not a curated record. Lineage: Eukaryota; Metazoa; Chordata; Actinopteri; Cypriniformes; Cyprinidae. The coding region runs from base 478 to 3072 and encodes 864 amino acids.
AUUUAUAGCAAAAAUUUAAAAAAUCAUCAUGAUUGACAUAAUUACAAAGUUAAAUCUAAAGGAAUUGUAUAUACCCAUGUAAUUUUUAGAAUAAACUUUUUUAUCUUUUUGGGUUUUUUUUUUUAAUGUGUGGUCUGUGGUUAGAAGGUCCAUGUUAUUGCACUUGUCCUCAGCAAGCGGUCACAAUAUUAAUCAUACCAAAAAACUUUAAAAAAGCUCUAAAAUUGUGAAAACAUAUAUAGCCAAUAAAAAAUAAGAGGUAUAAAUAUAAAAAACAAUGCAUGAAGUGAACAUCAAACUAUAUUUUCCAUAAAAAUCUACCUAUUAAAGUUGUGUCCUCAGUUUCUGUCAACUCCGUCAGAUUUUUUUAAUAAAGCUAUUUAAAUCAGGAAAUUCAGGUCAGCUAUAUCCCUGAGGACCCCUUUUCAUCUCCCUGCCUGUGGUGAAUGCAGCACUACCACACAUGCUCUGGAAAGCAUGGCUAGACAGAAAUUGUCAGUUGAGGAUCAAAGGAGAAGAAAUAGAGAGUACCAACGAAAGAGAAGAGAAAAAUUAAACAGUGACCAAGAGAGCAAGCAUGCUCUGCAAGAGAAGGAAAGACAAAGGUGGAAGAAGAGAGUUAAAGACAAAAAAGUAAUACAAAUAGACGAGAUGGGAGACAGGGCAAAGAGGAAUCAGAGAAAGUAUUGGAGAGAGGCACAGAAAAGGUCUAGAGAGAAAAGAUCCAUUGAAGAUGCAGUGCUGAGGGCACACACCCCUCCAGAUAGUCCGCAAGAUCAGGAUAUUCAAGAAUAUAAUGCCAGACACAGCAGACAGUCUCUUAGACAGAAAAGGGAGAGGAGUAAAACGAGAAAAAGGCAUUCAAGAGAAAUAAAAACUUUGAAAGAGAAGCUUAAGAAGGUAACAAAACAACGAAACAAACUGAGAAAGAAAAUAUAUCGAAGAAGAAACGCUACAAAUAAAACACCACUUGACUCCCCAGGCACAGAAACAAAGAAGAUGCUAUCAGAAAGCAACAUUAGGAAUCCAAAAAUCAAGAAAGUCCUUCUAUUCCACAACAUCCUCAGAAGAGAGCUGAAGAAAAACAAACAAACUCCUGGGCCACGGCGUCAGGAACCAGCACUAAGUGUGUCUUCAGGCAAGAUUCUCAAAAAGUAUCGUCUCCUUCACCAAAUCCACCAGUUUGGGAUAACCUACAAGUUAAUAAGAGGAAAGAAACAGACAAAGAAAAAGCCAACAUUCCUAAAGGGUAUAACAGAAACUGUUAAGGAUUUUUUUCUGAACUCUGCACGUGUGACCACUGAUAAGACUGACACCAUCACUAGGAAUAAGAUAAAGCAGCAGAGAAUGAUCCUGGCAGACUCCAUGAUCAACCUCCACUCUGACUUCCUCAUUAGUAACCCUACUGUGAAGCUGAGCUAUUCUUCUUUCUGUUCUCUGAAACCAUUCUAUAUUACAGCACCAAAAGCAUCUGAUCGGAAGACAUGUCUAUGUCAAAAGCAUGAAAAUGCAUACUUAAUUCUUGAGGUCCUUAGAAUGUCUGGUGUUGUGAAGUCAAACAAACUGGAUGACAGUUUUCAAUUAGUUUGUUGCUCUCCAGCAAGUGAGGCCUGCCUUCUUCGCACCUGCUCACGAUGUGUAAACAAAGGAACAGUUACAACCCAAGAGCAAGACAAAAUCCAUGUUCAGUGGAAGCAGUGGGAGAGAGUUCAAGAAGAGACAGUCAAUGGAAUCAACACUAAACUCGUCCAACACAGUGGCAGUCUUUCAAAGCUAAUUAAACUCUAUGAGCAAAUACUCCGAAAUGAAACCACAACACAUGUGUGUUUAGUCCGAAACCAGUCAAAAGCAUACAGAAACACAAUUGAGACUUGUGAAGAAAGUACAGCAAUUGUUCACGUUGACUUUUCAGAAUUCUGGAGAUGCAAGUAUCAAUCUGAAGUACAGGCCUGCCAUUUUGGACAAAAUCUGCCACAGCUAACUCUACAUACUGGAAUGUAUUACAUUAAGGGUGGAAAGGCAGGUUUUUGCACACUUUCAGAGUCAAAGAGACAGGAUGCUGCAGCAAUCUGGACACACAUGGAUCCAGUCCUAAAAGAUAUCAAAACAAGAUAUCCACAGGUCACCACUGUGCACUUUUGGUCUGAUGGUCCAAGUAAACAAUAUGAGAACAAGAAGAAUUUUUUCCUUCUGUCUUGUAUCCCACCUACACUUGGGUUUGAAAGAGCCACAUGGAACUUCUUCCCCACUUCCCAUGGUAAGGGCACACCAGACGGCAUUGGCGGAACAGUGAAAAGAACAGCUGACAACCUGGUCCUGAGAGGAAAUGAUGUGACAGAUGGACACACAUUCUUUGUAAAGGUCUCAAACAGUCUGAAGAGCAUUCAGCUGUAUCACAUUGCAGAAGAAGACAUGCAAAGAUAUGAUACACUUCUCAUGCAUCCUCUCAAACAGGUUCCCUCAACCAGAAAAAUACACCAGGUCAUCCCACAUGAGAACAGGAUCCAGCACAGACAACUAUCCUGCUUUUGCAGCAAGAUGUUGGUUUGCCAGUGCUUCAGCCCAGCUACCUUCUAUUUCCAUGGCUACCCAGAGGAACAGCAGAGUGAUACAAGGAGGGCAGGGAAGAAAAGACCUUUGGCCAUGUUGUUGGAGGAGAUGGAAAAAGAGAUGGUAGGGGGGGAAGAUGUAAUGGAGGAGGAGUUAGAUGAGGAGCCUCUGAAAAGUCCUGAGGGUACUGUGACAGUAACGACUGUUAGCAGCCUUAACAAUGGAGACUGGCUAGCAGUAGUAUAUGAUGACCACUGGUGGCUAGCCAAGACCAUUGCCGUGGAUACUGAGCAUCAAGAUGUGAAAGUGGAGUUUCUGCAUCCCCAUGGUCCAACAGCAAAGUAUCAGCCUAAGCUUCUCACAAAGGAUGUCUGUUUCUGCCCAGUUAAAGACAUCAUAGUGAAACUAAUGGGAAUUGCAUCACCAGUCAAAUUAAGAAAACGAGAGAUCUACAGCAUAGCCCCUGAUGUGAUGGACUUCAUAGAGCCUGAGCAUGUCCGACGCCUGCUGCCCAAGGCAUAAACGCAGCUUAGAUUAUGUGUUGCACUAUUGUUGUUAAUUUAAGAUCACACCCAGUAUAAAGUAGGCAGUGCAGGGCAAACACAUCACACACACACACACACCUCACUUCAAAGUAAAAAGAAGAGGAAAAGAAGAGGAGAAGAGGUGGAUGAGAAAAAGAAGAGCAGGAAGUGGUAUAGAGGAGAUAGAUGAAAAAAUUGGGGGAGGAGGGCCCCUGGUUUCCCUUAUUGUUCUUUUUUUUUUGAUAGUUGGAAACGGUGUAAUUUAUAAUAGUUGGAAAUGGUGUAUGUGCAAUAUCUUAAUUAUAGUUUGCUUUACAGUACUUUAAAAACAAUGAGUAGUUUUAGUAUAGUAUUUGAAAAGCACAUCUGUUCAUUAAUCAGCAAUGCACACAUAUUUUUGUCAACACCAUCAGUUUUUCGUCAACACCGUCAGAUCUUCAUCAACAGCGUUGGAUGUAUUUUUUUGUUAAUCUUUUGGGGAAAAAAUAUUCUUCCUUCAGUUUAUGUUGUUUUUGUAAUAAAGGACCAUCUGAUCUACAUUCUCUUAUGUUUUAUUUAUUCUUUAUUUAUUUAAGGAAAUAUUAAAGUUAAAAUCAAUGUUUGAAAAUGCUAAUAUUUAGAAAUCUGAGUUUUCAGAAUAGUGUGGAAUCACAACCUAAGUGUAUAUAUUGUAUUUUUUUACAUAUCAGAGUAACUAAACACUAUUACAAUAUACUUCAGAAUUUUAGUUUCUUGUUGGAUUGAAAGAAUUAAAAUUUUAUACUUUUUAGUGUGUCUGAUGGAGUUGACACUAAACAAGUUCUGAAUGAAAACAUGUUGAUUUGUUGAAAAUGUGUUUUUAUUUAGAACCUGUUCCUUUACAUGGUUAAAUAGCUAGGACCUUUCUCUGCAGAAACAUAUAACUUUAAUUGAUAUAGUGUGUAUUUAAAAAAAAAGUUUUUUAAAACCUGUUUUGUCCCGACUCUCAAGAAUC